CGAUAACAGUUUUUAUGCGCUCGGAUUUUUGGCACUAAUGUGACGCCAUAAUGGCACUUCAAGUCAUAUGUGAGUCAAGGCAGGUGGCCAAAUACUUUUGGCAAUAUAGUGUAUAUCUAAAAAAAAGGCUUUUUUAAAAAGAAAGGUUUUUAAGCCUUUUUGUAAAAGCAUCCACAGUCUGUGGUGCCCUCAGGUGGUCAGGGAGAGCGUUCCACAGACUGGCAGCGGCGGAGCAGAGAGCCCAAUCUCCCAUUGUUCAGAGCUUUGUUCAGGUUAGCCUGUCCGGAGCGGAGGUGUCGUGUGGAGGAUUUGGGGGUGAGCAGUUCUUUGAGGUAGAGGGGGGGGGCGUUUCCAUGGAGGCACUGGUGGGUUAGUAGGGAGACUUUGUAUCUCUCAUUUACUUUCACCUGCACGAGUCACAUGAUGAACUGCAACGCCAUGAUUUACUUUGAGGUCAGGCCGGGCCUCCACAUUGGAGAAGUAUAUGAAACACUUGACAAGUAUUUGCUUAAAAAGUGAACUACCAGUCCGUCAUGGUAGCGGCUGCUCACGUGCUUCCUCUUUUUCAAACAAAUGAGCGAGCUGCAGUUGACUCGACUCAUUUCCUGCAUCCUUUCACUCGCGGUGUCAACCUGGCCGUCGCAACGUGCGCCACACUUCAGGAUGGACUUAGACUUUAAGGAUGCCUUUUGGGGAGGAAACUUUAUCAGUAUCGCUGGCUACGAGGCCAUCAUCCAGAGGCUGAACGACGGUCGGCGGACGUGCAAAGACAUGGAAGACUUGUUGAAAAUGAGGGCGUCGGCGGAGGAGAAGUAUGGUAAAGAAUUGGUCGCCAUCUCACGCAAGGUUGGGGGUUUCUAUGAGAUCUGCACGCUGAGAACAUCCAUUGAUGAAGUGAAAACACAAAUGGAAAUGAUUGGCAACUUGCACAUUCAGCUGUCUGUCCUGCUGAAGGAAGAUGCCAGAAGAAUCGAGCAGUUAAGGGAGAACCAGAAGGAGCAGAGGAAAAAGCUGGAAGUCAUCAUGGAGAAAGUCCACAAGACCAAAGUCUCCUUCUACAAGAAAACAAUGGAAUCGGAGCGACACUAUGAGCAACGCUGCAGAGAAGCCGACGAGGCCGAGCAAACAGUCGAUAAGAUGAGCAACUCUUCCACAGUCACUCCCAAGCAAAUGGACAAGCUGAGCAACAAAGCCAGACAGUGCAAAGAAGCUGCAGAGGAGGCCGAGAGACAGUACACAUCCAACAUUAAUCAGCUGGACCAUAUCCGUCAAGAAUGGGAAUCAACGCACAGCAACACGUGCGAGAUGUUUCAGCAGCAGGAAGAGGAGCGUCUGAAAGUCCUGAGGAACGGGUUGUGGGUGCAUUGUAAUCAUUUGUCCAUGCAGUGUGUGAACGACGAUGAGUGUUACGAGAACGUGAGGAAAAUCCUGGAGAAGUGUGACAUCAUCAUGGACAUGAACAGCUUUGUUGGACUCAAAGGCACCGGCUCAAGCCGUCCUGCGGCCAUUGAAUACCAAAAGUACGACAGUACAGGUGCCAGAAAUGGAAGCACGGGACUCGUUGGCGAAGUCAUGAAAAAGUUUUCAAAUCUUCUUCAAGGGACCUCUCUGUCUGGCUCCACUAUGAACAUUCAUGACGACCCAGGUGAACAAAGUACAGGUGAAACACCUGACGGAAUUUACGCCGGCAUCCGUGAGAGUCAGGGGUCCCAGAUCAGUGGGCAGUACAGGGCGCUGUAUGAUUACGUGGCCCAGAGAGAUGAUGAGCUCUCCUUGUCUGUGGGCGACAUUGUGCUCGUCAAAGACCAGGGUGAAGACGGCUGGUGGACGGUGCAGAUGUGCGGCCAAACUGGGCUGGUCCCAGGCUCCUACCUUGCCAAAGAAUGACUUUUUUUUCAUAACGGCACUAAAACUUAAUUAUUUGUAAAUAUUCUUAAAAUAUCACAUUGACAAAGAAUCUUUUGUAUGCAAGCUGAUUUUCUAUGGAAUUCCCUGUAAGAAAAAACGGAAUAAAUUC
Molecule: messenger RNA, 2017 nt
Organism: Nerophis lumbriciformis (worm pipefish)
Lineage: Eukaryota; Metazoa; Chordata; Actinopteri; Syngnathiformes; Syngnathidae
Gene: pstpip1a
Product: proline-serine-threonine phosphatase interacting protein 1a
Biological process (GO): actin filament polymerization
Cellular component (GO): plasma membrane; cytoplasm; actin filament
Molecular function (GO): actin filament binding
Source: RefSeq, a predicted model, not a curated record